Linum trigynum is the source of this 5206-nucleotide messenger RNA. The record is from the annotation of a GenBank genome assembly. NCBI's taxonomy places the organism in Eukaryota, Viridiplantae, Streptophyta, Magnoliopsida, Malpighiales, Linaceae.
CUCCCCUGUUUCCCCUCGUUCUCUCCUUCCGUGUGUAGCUCUCUUGUUGUCCCUUGCCCUCUCGCUUCAGCUCCCCUCUUUAUUUUUUCGCUUUAUCCCCUGUUCUCCCUUUCUUCCUUGAUUACACAUAAGAUGGCUGCUGAAGCAGUUCUGAUCCCCGUUGCAAAACUGAUCCUUGGCAAGGCAUCCGACUUGGCCUCGGAGCAGAUUGGACUGCUGUGGAAUUUCAGACGUGAGCUCAGCAAAUUCAAGGACACCGUCUCCACCAUUCAGGCUGUUCUCCGUGAUGCUGAAGAGAAGCAGUUCCACAAUCACCAAGUCAAAGACUGGCUCGAGAAGCUCUCUGGUAUCAUGUAUGAUGCCGAAGAUCUGCUCGAUGAUCUCGCUACUGAGGCUCGUAGGAAGGCCAUGCUGUCAGCUGCAACAGAUGAUGAUGGUGGUGGUGGUGGCAGGAGAAGGACGUCAACAACUUGUUGUUGGAGUGUGGUACGCUUCCUGUUCUCUUCACUUGCUAAACAAUUGGUGUACGACCUUAAGAUGGCUCAUGCUAUCAAGGCCAUUAGGGAGAAACUUGAUGAUAUAUCAAAAGACAGGGAGAUCUUGCAUCUGGAAUCUCAUUCUUCCCAGGAGGGCGAAGCUCUUCCUUCCAGAGAGACUGAUUCCUGCCCACCGCUGAUUGUUGUUGGGAGGGAAGGUGACAGGAAGAAAAUCAUUCACCUGCUGCUGAAUUCUACUUGUGAAGCCAACAUUUUCGUUGUCCCGAUCAUUGGGAUGGGUGGGAUGGGAAAAACUACUCUUGCUCAGCUCGUAUUUGAUGACGAUCAAGUUAAAGCUCACUUUGAUAUCAAAGCUUGGGUGUAUGUUUCGCAGAGCUUUGAUGUCAGUGUGAUUCUCGAAAAGAUACUGCAAUCUAUAGCUUGUCAAGGUGUGGCAGGUCUCUCGUUAGAUGUUUUGCAAGCUCGACUCCGGGGAAAAAUCACAGGAAAGCGGUUUUUGUUUGUAUUGGACGAUGUUUGGGAGGAGACCAGCUGGAGUUGGGAGACUUUGGGCAAGUAUUUGACGGUUGGUGCUCCUGGAAGCAAAGUGCUGGUUACUACUCGAUCCUCUAAAGUGGCAGAGGUUGGCGGCGGAGCUCUGAAGUCAAGGUCAAGUAAUAACAUUGUUCUACCUUAUCACUUGAAAGGCUUGUCAGAAGAAGAGUGUUGGAACUUAUUGGUGGAAAAAUUCCUCCCAAGAAAAGUCCCGCAAGACCCACACUUGCAAGAAAUCGGCAAACAAAUAUUGAGGAGAUGCGGUGGGGUUCCUCUCGCAGUGAGCACCAUUGCUGGUGCGUUGGUAGAUUCAAGAGAUCCAAAUGUCGAGUGGCCAUAUUUUCUACAGAAGGGACUUUCGAGCAUUAAACAUGGCGAAGAUCCUACUAUGUCAGCUCUCCAGCUUAGCUUCAGUCAUCUCCCUUCCAAUACGAAACAUUGUUUUACUUAUUGUAUAUUAUUCCCAAAAGGUUUCAAAUUCAACGUUCAAAUGAUGAUUCGAUUUUGGGUAGCACAAGGGUUCGUUGAGUCGGAAGAUGAAGGCUCUGGCUGCUUCAAAAUGUUGUGGUGUAGAUCAUUUUUCCAAGAGAUGGAGAUGUAUGAGUCGGGGGAAAUGAAAGUAUGCAGAAUGCACGAUUUGAUGUAUGACUUGGCUUGUUCAAUUGCAGGAAACAAGAUCACGAGAAGUUCAAGUUCAACGGUUCUGAUAAAUGUUCCUUCAAAGACUCGACAUUUGUAUGUAACUGGUGACGGUAAUGAUGAUUUGAGAGAAGAAGAUUACGGUGAUGGGUUGGGAAAUGCAAGCAAGGUGCGAACGCUGGUAUGUAUGAAAUCUCUUUCAAACAAAGAGCUUGAGCAUGUCCUUAACAAAUUCUUACGCUUGCGGGUAUUGAUGAUUGUUGAAGAGUCUUCAAUCCCGUACUGGUUAGAAUUAGUCUUGGAUGCUUCAGCGUCAUUGAAUUCUCUUAAUAAGUUGAAGCAUUUAAGAUAUCUUGCUCUUCGUAACACUACUAGAUGGAAAAAGCUUCCAGACUCGGUUACUAACUUGGUUAAUCUGCAAGUGCUCGAGCUUGUCAAUGUCUGGUCGUCAGAAGAACAGCUACCGAGGGAUACUAUGAUGCUUGUUAAGUUGAAGCAUCUUGAGCUCACUGGUUAUGAAGGCGUGAAACUCCCUAACUGGUUGUCGGGCCUCCCGAAUUUGGUAGAGUUCUCGUUAAGAGAUUGCAACCGAUGUCAGUACCUCUUGGCAUUGCAUCAAAUGUCGAGUUUGAAGAAGCUUACAAUUGAUAAUUGUCCAUUGCUGAACUGCAUCAAUAAUGAUGCUGAUCAUUGUUAUUCUUCACCGGACAACUCAUCAUCAAGAUUAACGACGGAGGAAGAGGAUGAUGAUGAGUGGCCUCGGUUUCAGUGUCUUUCCUACUUGAAGAUUCAGAAUUGCCCAAGUUUAACCCGGUUACCCAUGUUCCCUACCCUUGAAGGUGAGCUGGAGCUAGACAAUACGAGCUUGGCACCAUUAGCUAGGACCAUGAAGAUGAAUAUGAGGAGAGGAGGAGAAGGUGUUGAUUGUUCUGAUGAAUAUGCAUAUGGUGACACAAAUAUUCAUCCUCCUCUUACUUCUUCUUCAGCCUCGGCAUACCCUCUUUCCGGGUUGACCAAGAUGUUUUUGUCGGACAUCAACGAAGAUCUUGAAUCCCUGUCGCAUCCGAAUUCGAGUAGUUGUCUCAUCUCUGUUGAGGAGUUGAGGGUUCAGAGUUGCAACCAAUGUGUGAAGCUACCUGGUUCCUUGUGUUCUAGUAUACACCUAAUGAAGAUCCAUUUAUAUAAGUGCGCUACUCUAGAGUACCUGCCACCUCUGCAUGAACUCCCAUCUUUGCGGAAGCUAUUUAUCGGGGGUUGUCCGAAGCUGAAGGGAUGUUGGUGGAAGAAGAAAAAGAAGCAGGGGAACCAUGAUAAUCAUAAGGGUGGUGGUGAUGAUGAUUAUUAUUAUAACUUCGACCCUUCAAUGGAAGGAGACAGAGAGGAAAGGAAAGAUGAAGAGAUGGAGGAAGAAUGGCCUCAUUUCCCUUGCCUUUCCACGUUGCGUAUUGAAAGUUGCCCAAAACUGAUUUGGAUGCCUUUGUUUCCGACCGUUGAAGGUGAGAUGUGGCUGUACCAAACAAGCACAGAGGCACUGGUGCGGACAAUGAAGAUGAAACCAGUAGUGGCUGCAGCAGCUGCUGAACAUUACCUUGACUCUCAACAACAUUCUACCUGUGCAGCAGCAACAACUACCACCUGUUCCUCUUCUUCUUCCUCCUCCUCUUCUUCGUCGGCGAGGGCUGACAUUGUCCCACCACUCUCUAAGGUGACGCAAUUGCAACUUUGGUGGAUCGACGACCUGGAAUUUCUACCAGAAGAAGGCCUCCGCAACCUCACCUCUCUCCAAAGCUUGUUCCUUUGCAAUUGUUCAAGACUUGCAUCUCUGCCUCCAGCAAUGCGCAACCUCACUUCUUUACAAUCAUUAGCCAUUCUCAAUUGUCCACUGUUGAGAGACAGAUGCAGAAAAGGAGAGGGUGAAGAUUGGCCCAACAUUUCCCACAUCCCAGAAAUAGUAAUGCCUGACAAAGUAUAGUAUUAAUUUCUCCAUCUCCUGAAACCUGUGUAGUCUAAAAUCUAAAUCCAGGUCUGUCAAAGUUUAGGUUUCUUGCAUUGCAUGUAAAUCAAUUUCAGAGGUAAAGGAUUUUGCUUAUUCUUUUGUUUGUUUUUUCCUGCCUGCUUCCUUUUGCCAUUUUCGGUAGACCACGUAGUUCCAUUAGCUGUAAACGUGUAAGCGGAACUAACGACACCGAGUACAAAUCAGCCAAAUCAAGGAGGCGAACCAUUUGAAUUUGAAUCAGAGUCAUGCUUGAUGAUAUCUUGACUCAAAACGCCAUGUUCUGUCUCGCGAGUGAGUGUCAGCCAUGACAAUUUGAUGCAAAGCAGGGGCGGAGCUACGUUGGGAGUCGGGGGGCCUGACCCCGUCGAGAAUUUUGAAAAUUGUGUAAAAAUAUGAUGAGAAUUUUGGAAUUACGUAUUAAUUCAAAUUCGUUUUUAUAUAAUAGUAUUGCGCAAUUUGAAUAUCAAAGAUUUUGCUUCUAGUCUAGCGGAAAAGUUGUAUUUGAUUAUAGUGGAGGUUGUGAGUUUGAUACCCAACAGCACUAGUUUUUUACCUGUUUAUUAUUAUUUGUAUAAGUUGAUUUUUUAUAAAAAUAAAUAAAAAUGUAGUCACUUUUCUUUCAUGCUUUGUUUUUUACCUACUUUAACUUCAAACUAGGUAAAUUUAAUUCAACUUUUUUUUUUAUAUAGUGGUGAUGAUAUAUUAUUAAAAAGGGUUAUAGGUAUAAUAUGCCUCUCUACUAUAUCUUUUUAUCAAACAUGCCACUCUAUUAUUUUUUACAUCAAACAUGUCCCCCAACAGCUCCAUGGCGCAGAUCUUACGAAUCAGCUGGCGAGCCGGCGGGGAUGUUGUCGCCGUCCGGAAGCUCCUAGAGGAUCCCUUGUCAAGGCUAGGGAUUACGAGAACCCGACUCCGCGCGUCUAGUAUAGGUCUUCUAAAUUUUAUACGAGAUAAUACUUAAUGAAAUAUAGUUUUGGAGGCUAUCUGGUGGCUAAGAUGACUCUUUCUUUGUUUCCCGAUCGUUGUUCCGGGUUUGAUUUAUGUACUUGGCUCUUUCGGGAGGCGGGUAUGAUGUAACUAUUCUUCUUCUUGUUUAAUACAAGCUAUCGUUUUUGUUAAAAAAAAAUAUAAUUUUGGAUAUUUUUAAAAAUUCUGGAUACCAAAAAUUAAUUAAAAGUUUGAGUUGAAUGAAAAACUAGACGGAUGUACCUUCUGGUGACUUUAAUGGUACCCGACACCCUAUUCCAACUUGUAAAUACGUGAAAACAUAAAUGCAAGUGACAAAAAUUGUUGAUAAUAACAUACUUAUAACAUCAUAUCAACAACAUAGUAACAGAUAUUGGCCUCAACUGUACCAAUAUACCAUGAUCAAAUUCCACGACCAAAACCAGCACUCUCACCGGUAGAUGAAUUCACAUCGCACCUAGCUAAUUAACUCAACGGUUGCAUCACUUGGACCAACCCAUUUUUUAAGGUCCGAUCCCCGUUUGUCGUCGGAUCAGUUGGAAAGCCACCGUUUAAAUAACUUAAAAGGUAAAAA